Messenger RNA from Phyllopteryx taeniolatus (common seadragon), 5266 nucleotides. Its product is annotated as sodium/potassium/calcium exchanger 2-like. The record is from RefSeq and is a predicted model, not a curated record. The coding region runs from base 1977 to 3863 and encodes 628 amino acids. The transcript has 12 exons. NCBI's taxonomy places the organism in Eukaryota, Metazoa, Chordata, Actinopteri, Syngnathiformes, Syngnathidae. Gene Ontology annotation, biological process: intracellular calcium ion homeostasis; long-term synaptic depression; long-term synaptic potentiation. Gene Ontology annotation, cellular component: membrane. Gene Ontology annotation, molecular function: calcium channel activity; calcium, potassium:sodium antiporter activity.
GCUUGCUUAUCAUGGCUCUAUCUGCCCCCCCGCCGCCCCUGCCCCAAUGCUGACAAAUCCAUACAACUAUGUGGAGCACAAAGGCUCGGAUUUAGCCGCCGGGCUCGAGCGAGGGGCGGGCUUGGAAGGGGGCGAGCCGGGGCCGGCGUGGAAAUUUCUCCCGUUUUUGUCAAAGCAAAACAAGCGUCGGCCCCGUCCCGUCCAAUCCUUCGUGACCCGUGACCGGUCAACGCUUUUAUGCUGGAAAGGCAGCCAGAUCGGGGCGGCCUGGAGAGAUCUGGUUCGAUGAGGAAGCUAUUGACGGAUGCGCUGAUCAGAUGCGCGUUUGAACAAAGAGACACCCGGUCUCACUCGCAUAAGAACGUCCCCUCCCAUUGGCUCGCCAUUGCCAGCCGGGCUCCUCCGAGGGCCCCUCGAGGCCUCGGGCGGAAUUGUGUUAAAGGGUCGACCGACACGACAUGUCCAUUUCAUUCGGGUCCCAAACGCGUUCGGAGCGUUUCAGAGAAUCCGAAGUGUCGAUAGUGCCGGGCAGCGCGCUUCCUGUUAGGUAACGGAGGCCAAUCGGGAGGGGUCAAUCGAUAAGGUCAGUCAAUCGCGAUUUAUGAUAUAUACUUUUGAGCACGUGACGUGACAUUUCCGUACUUCUGGGGGACAAAACUCAAGCGUCCCCGUCGAUCGUACACGAAACAUGACAAGACCGAGAAAACAGGAUCUGAGGAUUUGAGCCUUUUUCUCUCGAGUUUCAAUGACCGGAAGACGUCACAUGCGACGCUCACUUCCGCUCUGCAGCUCAAAUGAUUUCGCCCGACGUGGCGCCCCCCUCACGUCGACAAACGAUUCUGUUUCGUUCUUAUUCCACCGGCGCGAGGUGAAUUGUUUUGACCGGUGCCGGCGACAUACGAUGCGUUGUUGCUUCAGAAAGGUUUUGACUUUCAUUCCAGCAUGAGGAAAUCAAAGGAAGAAUAUCUCGCGUUCGUCACGUCACGUCGCGUCGCGUCGCACAUUGGGAAAUGUUGGCGUCGCGUUUAAAUAGCUGGCCGCAAGCCAACGGGGGCUGUAUUGGCCCUCCUCGACCUUCCUUCCGUGACCUCCGAGCGCAUGUCGUUACAAGGCCCAAAAAUGUGGCGAGUACCUUUUGCUGUUUUGGUUACUUAUCAUCGAUAGUGCAGAGAAGGACUGCUGGAGUUGGCGGAUGAAAUGCGGGGAUGCUGAGCCCACCCCCGCCGUGUCUUGCGUGUAACCUUGAAAUGACCUUAGGCCGGCUCGCCCGCCAAUCAGCUUGCGGCCCGGAGCGCGGCCACCUGUUCGUGCGGGACGGCGGGCAGGAAAGAGGAGGGGAAGCGGGGAUAGAAACGGUGGGAGAGCUCUGUAACCAUGGUAACGUGCAACAUCACCAGAAGCCCCCUCGCCUGCAGCAGCUUGAACCUGGCAGGGGGUGCGGGGGGGGGGGGGCCUCUUUACCUGACUCGAUUCAUCCAAAUCACGCGGUCGGCCCGGCUAAGCGCAUCGCUUUUUUCCCGAAGCGAUGAAAGCGUUCGCUCUCAUCCGACCGAGCGGGACGGAUGCCGCCGCUGAGCCGAGACUGUGAAGCCAGAGAGGAGGCGCGCGCAUUUCUUUCCUCCCCCCACCCGCCACCCGCCACCCGCCCGCUCCUCCCCCUCCUCUGUCAAAAGCUCCUCCUCUGUCCGUCGCCGCAGCCGAGCCCGGUGACAUUUUGGUGCCGAACGAGAGCCAGAGGGCACCGGACUGCACGUUUGCGACACGCCGCCGUCUGCCGCCCGUGUCCGAGUUGUUUUUCCAGCAGAGGCUAAUAUGAAGACAACUUUUGGCAAGCCAGAUCCAGGAAAGCGCCAGCAGUCUUUUUAACACAUUUGAGGUCCAAACCAUGUUUUGCCAACCCCGGUAAAACCCACCCGACUUCCCCCUCGACCUACCGAGCCAGCCAGAGCCAGGGCGCCCCGCUGAACCGCGCAGAGAUGGGUCCGCCGUGCUUCCGGCCGGCCGAGCCGCAGCCCGAGCGCAGGGCUCACCGGCGUCCGCGGCGAAAACUGAGCCCCGUGCGGAUCUUGGGCUUUGCGGCGAGCCUGCUGGCUCUAUGCGCCGUCUCCGUCUGCGCCUUGACGUGGAACUCUGUGGUCCCCCGGGAGAGCCUCCGGCAGCCGGCGCCCCGCCGGACUCUGCUCUUCAGCCGGCAGCGCGACGAGGCCGACGGGCCGGUCGCCGUGAAAUCCGCCGCGGAUGGCAACGAAAGCCACGGGGAGUACCCGCCGGACCUUUUCGGCCUCCAGGAGAGGCGCCGGGGCGCGGUGAUCCUCCACAUGUUCGGCAUGAUCUACAUGUUCAUCGCCUUGGCCAUCGUGUGCGACGAGUUCUUCGUCCCGGCGCUCACGGUCAUCACCGAGAAGCUGACCAUCUCGGACGACGUGGCCGGCGCCACCUUCAUGGCGGCGGGCGGCUCGGCCCCCGAGCUCUUCACGUCCAUCAUCGGCGUCUUCAUCUCGCACAGCAACGUGGGCAUCGGCACCAUCGUGGGCUCGGCCGUCUUCAACAUCCUCUUUGUCAUCGGCAUGUGCGCCAUCUUCUCCAAGGAGAUCCUCAACCUGACGUGGUGGCCGCUCUUCCGCGACGUCUCCUUCUACAUCCUGGACCUCGUCCUGCUCAUAGUCUUCUUCCUCGAUAACUUCAUCUCCGUGUGGGAAAGUGUCACGCUGCUGUCGGGAUACGCCGCCUACGUCAUCUUCAUGAAGUUCAACGGAACUGUGGAGGGCUUCGUCAAGAACUGCAUGAACAAGAACCAAGUGGUGGAGGCGGAGGCGCAGCCCAAGGCGAGUCCGGGGACGCCCGAGGAUGACGGCAAGUUGUCGGCCAGACCGCGACUCCAACGGGGGGGCAGCUCGGCCUCCUUGCACAACAGCUUGAUGAGGAACAGCAUUUUCCAGCUCAUGAUUCACACCUUGGACCCUUUAAGUGAAGAAUUUGCGGACUCCGAGCUUGGGACUUAUGGGAAACUAAAAUAUUAUCACUCAAUGACCGAGGAAGGGAAAUUCCGAGAGAAAGCCUCCAUUCUUCACAAGAUCGCCAAAAAGAAAUGUCAAGUGGAGGACAGCGAGAAGGCCAACGGAGUCGCCAGCCGUUCGGAUAGGAACCUGCCAAACAGCUCCAGCGUGCAAGUGGAGGUGACCCCGCCCAUGAACGGCACCGCCGGCCAAGAGGGGGAAGCGGCCCAAGACGAGGAGGAGGACGACCAGCCCCUCAGCCUGUCCUGGCCCGAGUCCGGCCGCAAGCGCUUCACCUACCUCUUCAUCAUGCCCGUCGUCCUCCCGCUCUGGUUGACGCUGCCCGACGUCAGGAAACCGUCGUCGAAGAGGUUCUUCCCCCUCACCUUCGUGGGUGCCAUCUGCUGGAUCGCGGCCUUCUCCUACCUGAUGGUGUGGUGGGCUCACCAGGUCGGGGAGACCAUCGGGAUUACGGAGGAGAUUAUGGGCCUGACCAUAUUAGCGGCCGGAACCUCCAUCCCCGACCUCAUCACCAGCGUGAUCGUGGCACGCAAGGGCCUGGGCGACAUGGCCGUGUCCAGCUCCGUCGGCUCCAACAUCUUCGACAUCACCGUCGGACUCCCGUUCCCGUGGCUCAUGUGGUCCCUGCUCAGCGGCUUGCAACCGGUGGCGGUGAGCUCCAACGGCCUCUUCUGCGCCAUCGUGCUGCUCUUCCUCAUGCUCCUCUUCGUCAUCAUCUCCAUCGCCGCCUGCAAGUGGCGCCUGAGCAAGCUGCUGGGCUUCAUCAUGUUCAUGCUCUACUUCGUCUUCCUGGUGGUCAGCGUCAUGCUGGAGGACCGCGUGCUCAUCUGUCCCGUGUCGGUCUGAGCCCCCCCCGCUCCCCCUUUUCCCCUUAGCGACAAGAAUCAUCCCGGGCGGCUCUCCUGUGCGACGCAGUCGGGAGAACGUGCGGUGGGUGGAUGCGCAAAACUUGCUCUUAGCCAUUAGUUAUUUCAGUAGCGGGGGAAGGGAAGGCGGCGCAUUCCGGCCAAAUGUAGAAGCGUUAUGCAUGCCAUUCGUGUCGUUAGAUUGGGCUUUUCGAGACUGGCGGGUUGAGGAGAAGGAGAAGCACCGAAGAAGAAGAUGCAAGACGGCGUCUCCCGUCAGUGAAGAGGCUCCUUCGACAAAAAACAAACCACAACAACAAAACCCACUUCGUUCUUCACCGCCACACCCUUCAGAGGAUUUUCUUUUUCGCUUUCAACACUUUUCCAGGAGAUAAUUAGCAGUCGCGCUCGACGAACUGGAGCAGGACAAUCCGCUCCCUCCGAUUGUAGAUAACACGCCACACGCCGGUCACCGUUGAUGGGCAGCGUGUAGCGCUUCGGCCCUCCUCCCGGCUGCGUGCGAGAAGACCAGAAAAUGUACCCAAAUGUCCCCUUUUCCGGCAUGUUCCGUCACCACGUAGAAGACGCGUAGGCUGCCUGAUGUCUCGCUCACUUUCUGGUGAACGAGGUGUGCGAGCCGCAAUGACCUUCCCUUAGUUGUCAGCCUCUCAGUAGCUAUGUAACCUAUCAAAAUGGACACCCCUGAACUUCUCAUCUCAAUCUCAAUCUCUGAGAAUAAAGAGCAAUAUACGUGUUGUCGUGCGUCUGGCCCGCACCCGUCCGCCCGCCCUCCGUUUGGCCUGGUUACCCACCGACCGUACAACUGAACUGUUGACUUUUAUGCAUUCACUUAGAAAGGAUAGCAGGUUUUACUUUGUAAAUAUCUAUUUUUGUCCUUUCAUUUCAAAAGAGCAAAACCGCUUUGGAUAGGACUUGUUUUUUUUAUACCGAUGUUGAGCAAAUGUAGGGCCGCCGCCGCCGCCGCCAACAUUUGCUCACGUAUUGAAGUGCAAAAAAACGAAGCAUGAAAGAUCCACUAACUGCCUCUCGAAGGCUUGUGCGGUAUAUCCUCUAUUAUAUUGUCAGUCCCAUCUAAUUUUUGCUUGAGUUUGGACAAUCGUCCUCUCUGACAAGUGUGCACUUGAUGGAAGGUGCGCUCCAAAGUUGACUUUUGAUUGGCUUACCGAGGUGAGCGAGCGUGGGACUCGACCGCUGGCACCGAGGAAACGUUUUGCACUGGAAAUCUCUUCAUUUUCUUGGUGUUAAUGUCAUCUGGAUUUCACGUGUACAUAUAUGCAGAUCCAAAUUAACCAUAUAAUCUAUCGAUGUACAACGCAUUUGUCUCUAUGUAAAAACAAAGUAAUAUAAUGAAACGAAUAAAGCUGAUCUGAUUCUAAUAUGCAA